Molecule: messenger RNA, 483 nt
Organism: Dioscorea cayenensis subsp. rotundata (Guinea yam)
Lineage: Eukaryota; Viridiplantae; Streptophyta; Magnoliopsida; Dioscoreales; Dioscoreaceae
Exons: 2
Coding region: 1-483 (160 amino acids)
Source: RefSeq, a predicted model, not a curated record
AUGAAUGCUACUGCUGCUGUUAAAGAGGUAUUCGACAAGGUGAAGAAUGACUCUAAUGAUGUUACCUACCUCAUGCUGGCCACCAUGAGUUCAGAAUUGCAAAAGCAGUUCGUGGAUAUGGAGGCUUAUGAUAUUAUGGUGCAUCUUAAGGAAAUGAUGGCUCAGGGCACUUCAGUAAGUGCCCAUGUGCUCAAGAUGAAGGGGUAUAUUGAUAUGCUCGAGAAACCUGAUGCGCCGAUCCAAAAGAAACUUAUGGUGGAUCUUUUCUUAAGGUCCUUGGCAGAUAGUUAUGAUCAGUUUGUCAUGAACUAUAACAUUCAUGGUAUGGAUAAGACAUUUGCCAAGCUGCAUAGGAUGCUUAAAAAUGCUGAGCAGAGUAUCAAGAAAUCUAUCCUGGUGCUUACGAUACUGAAGGACAAGGACAAGAGUGGAAAUAGGAAGGGUAAAGCCAAGUUCAAGCCCAAGGAGAAGGUUGGACCUUAA